Messenger RNA from Pogona vitticeps (central bearded dragon), 2415 nucleotides. RefSeq names its product phosphorylase kinase catalytic subunit gamma 2 (gene PHKG2). The record is from RefSeq and is a predicted model, not a curated record. Gene Ontology annotation, biological process: glycogen metabolic process; protein phosphorylation. Gene Ontology annotation, cellular component: phosphorylase kinase complex. Lineage: Eukaryota; Metazoa; Chordata; Lepidosauria; Squamata; Agamidae. Gene Ontology annotation, molecular function: ATP binding; calmodulin binding; phosphorylase kinase activity.
GUCUCGAGCAGUCUCUCUGUAGGCGAGCGGCGGGGCUGAGCUACCCUCUGUGGGAGUCCCUGUGGAGAAGAGGGGGGUCGACUCGCCCAAGCCGAGCUGUGGGGGCAGAGCUUCAUUUUACCGUAGAGCUUCUUUCUCAGCUGUCGCUCCCCGAACCCGUUGCCCUGUUAGGCCAUGAGCCUGAGAGGAGGAAAUAGAGUGCCUCUGAGUAUAUGCAAAGUGUAUUUCCCACGGCCAUGAACCGCUUUCUUCGAAUUGAGAAGAGAACCUCUAGGGGAGACACCCUCUCUUUUGUGCUUAUCUUUCACCAAACAGCCCUUUAAAUGCUCGGUGUUUAGGACAGUGAAGUGCUGAAUUCACUUGUAGUGGCUUCAUAAUUCUCCAAACAGCCUUGCAAGCUGCUGAGUUGCAUCUGUUGCCUGACUGCUGUGGCCUCUCAGAGGAGUCUUCUUGUGGAACAGUGUGUGCGUGGCACCAAAUCACAGGCUUUUGAAGCAUUCUGCUGCUUGACAGCUUCUCUUCUCCUCCCGUCCCUUCGCCUUUGCUUUUCGUACCUCAGUUCCGCAGAGCCUUCCUGCAGGAUGACCCGUGAUGUGGGUCUUGAUGAUGAACUUCCAGACUGGGCUGGAGCCAAAGAGUUCUACCAAAAAUAUGACCCUAAGGAUGUUAUUGGCAGGGGCGUGAGCAGCGUGGUCCGGCGAUGCAUACACAAACAGACAGGCCAGGAAUAUGCAGUGAAGAUUAUUGAAGUAACUCCAGAGCGCAUGACCCCACAGCAGUUGGAGGAAGUGCGUACAUCAACGGUCAAAGAGAUUGCUAUCCUGCGCCAGGUCUCUGGACAUCCCUAUAUCAUUACACUUAUAGAUUCUUAUGAGACAUCCACCUUCAUUUUUCUUGUAUUUGACUUGAUGAGACGUGGAGAGCUUUUUGACUACCUUACAGAGAAAGUUACCCUCAGUGAGAAAGAGACCAGGUGUAUCAUGAGAGCCCUCUUGGAAGCUGUGAGCUACCUUCAUGCCAACAACAUCAUCCACCGAGACCUCAAGCCUGAGAACAUCCUCAUGGAUGAUGACCUCAGCAUCAAACUCUCAGAUUUUGGCUUUUCCUGCCACUUGGAACCGGGGGAGAAGCUGCGAGAGUUGUGUGGAACCCCAGGAUACUUGGCUCCAGAGAUCCUCAAAUGUUCAAUGGAUGAGACUCAUCCUGGAUAUGGGAAGGAGGUGGACCUCUGGGCCUGUGGAGUCAUCUUUUUCACUCUCUUAGCCGGCUCUCCACCCUUUUGGCACCGCAAACAGAUGCUGAUGCUUCGGAUGAUCAUGGAAGGGCAAUACCAGUUUGGCUCCCCUGAAUGGGAUGAUCGAUCUGACACAGUCAAGGAUCUGAUUUCACGAUUGCUACAGGUGGAUCCUGCAGUACGUUUGACAGCUGAACAAGCUCUGCAGCACUCUUUCUUCCACCGCUAUGGGAAGGAGUGCCGGCAUUUCAGUCCCUACCGAAAAUUCAGGGUGAUAGCAUGGACAGUGCGGGCCUCCAUCCGCAUCUUCUUCAACUACCGACGGGUACGGCCAGUCACUAAGGAGCUGCUGCUGUGCGAACCUUAUGCGCUCAAGGGAGUGCGUAAAUUGAUUGACGCCUGCGCCUUCCGCAUCUAUGGCCACUGGGUCAAGAAGGGUGAGCAGCAGAACCGGGCCGCCCUCUUUGAGAAUGUUCCAAAGGCCAUCCAGCUGGUCUUGCUGAGCACAGAGGGGGAGGAGGGCCCUUACUCUGCUGUGGAGGACCCUCCCAACUAGAGUGUUUACUGCUGCUCUCUCUGCAGUUGCAGGAGAACUGAGACUCGGAUACUGUAAUGAAGAGGGAGGCAGGAGCCGCAGCAAGCCCUGGGCUCCCCUCCCUCCCUCAGCACUACAGACCACCCCUGCCAAGUACGCCUGCCAUUGCAUGCCAAGGGGUCUAAUUUUCUGGGAACAGGAACUUUGGGAAUCUGGGCUCAUGGCUGAUAGGAACAACAGUCUCCUAACAUUCUUGGAAAGGGACCCUAGAGCUAUGUAAGUUAGGAAUAUAGAGCCACCCGUAUUGUCUGAUAUGGAAGCAUUAGGAAGAAUCAGGAAGAGAAUUUUUUCAUCUGUGCAGAGUAAGAAUUAUGGCCUUUCAUAUAUCUGCCCCACAGUACAGAAAGCUCCUUCCUCCCCCUCCAAUAAGCGAGUUUUCCUAUUGCUAAGGGAACAAGCAUCCUUGUAUGGUUAGUAUGGGUGGGAGGGAUUGGGAUCAGACUAUUACAUUUUACCUCCCUUUCCAGACGAAGAGAGAGUGGGCUUGGCUCCUCUCUGUAGAAUCAUGUCCUUUAUGUGGUUACGUCAUCUCUCCCCCUCCCCUGCCACUACCAUGUCAAAAUAAAAAUGGAACAAGACCAAAACC